AUGCCCCCUGCGCUCCGAUACAUUUCCUCAUGCCUUCGCCCCAAGCUCAUGAGGUUCAAGGUCUCUAUCUGGCUCUGGGCUACAACGCAAGACGCCGCCCCUUUACUUACGCAAAUAAUUUCAUUGUUGGUCCUCAAAAGGGCUUCUUCCACCCAGUCACUGAGCGCGAGAAGCGACAGCGUCCACCAGACGGACUGUAUCGCCAUUUCAGGGCUGAGCAGUCAUGCCUUUGGCUCAUGGCAGCCCCGAGGCCCCGACAAGAGCUUUAUGUGGAUUAGAGAUGAGAUUCCUCGGUGUAUACCAGGUGUUCGAACCAUCGUCUACGGCUACGAUUCAAAUCUCAUCAAUACCACCUCAUUCCAAACAAUUAAGGACAUUGCUCGUUGCUUUGUCCAUCAAUUAGACCCAGGCGGAUGGAACCUCGAGUCUGCGAAGCCUCUCGUGUUUCUCGCGCAUAGUCUUGGAGGUCUUGUUCUGAAACAAGCAAUCGUACUAAUGGCAAAUAACAAGAUCCCUAUUCUUGAGAAGAUCAAAGGGGCUAUUAUGUUCGGUGUACCCAAUUUCGGCAUGGAAGUGUCUCAUUUGAUGGCGAUGACCAAGCACCAAGCAAACGACGCCUUGAUACAAGACUUGUCUCGUCGCAAUGUAGGUUCUUACCUGAAGCCACUACACGAGAGCUUUGACGGUCUCAUAUUCGUUCGACAUAUUCUGAUUUAUUGGGCAUAUGAGACCAAAGAGACACCAACCCCGAAGAAGCUUCCCAAUGGUAAAUGGAACAAGGACGGACCCCUUGCCCUCUUGGUCAAUCCCGACUCGGCAACGUGCCACCACGAUGUCGAUGAUGAAACAGUGACCAUUCCGAUCGAUGAAGACCACUCUAACAUGGUCAAAUUUUCAAGAGGAAAUGCCACCUUACCAGCAAUCAUCGCAACUUUGCGCAGACUAUGUUCGGGAAAAUACCAUGAUGAUUCUCCAAUGUUGACAUCGCAAUUACAUAAUUUGGCCGGACUGCCAGGCCAUUUCCAAAAUGAAGACAAGACGCCAGAAUUCACUUACAUCUCGUAUCAAGAUAGAUCAAUGGUCACAGAGAUGGAUAAGCUUGAUAAACCAGCGAAAAAUAUGUACGAGGAACUUGACUCCCCUGAGUUGAACAUCCGCAUCGAACAAAUUGAGAACCCAUAUAACGAUACCUUUCGGUGGAUCUUUGAGCAGCCCGUAUUUUGCAACUGGCUUCAAGAAGGAUCUGGCCUUUUUUGGAUACAUGGAAAGCCCGGCUCGGGAAAAUCCACAUUAAUGAAGUACAUCUACGAGAGUGAGAAUACAUGGCAGCUCGUUCACGACUGGAGAAGAGGUUCAUAUGGAGUAAGAGAAGUCAGGGCCAGUUUCUUUUUCCACUAUCGUGGGAGCAGUGUCCAAAAAUCCAUGGAAGGAUUGCUCAGAAGUCUUCUGAUCCAGCUCCUCUCCCCGGAGCUUCAGGUAGCCAAGAGGCGUUGGCAAACGAGAGCAUCAUUGAAAGCAUCUGAGUCAACCUGGGUGACCCAGCUCAAGAAUGCAAAUGCUUCUUUGGGGCAAGCUGAGAGGGGAGAGGGGGGUGUUGAUGUUGAAAAGUUUGCUGGUGAGAAAAAUGAGGCAGAAGCGGAACUCUCAGAUAUUGGGAAGGAACUGACCAGCCUUGCCAAGGAGUUUGGACAAGUCUGCGUACAACCUCAGCACCAAUUUCUCCUAGAACUUUCAGCACUGUUCCAGGAAUGGGGCAAGGAUGGGUUUCUGAACAAGUUGGAAAGAGCCUUGUGCUAUAUUCUGGACCAUGAUAUCAUGAGAAUGGAUCUGCUCCUAUUCUUCGACGCACUUGACGAAUUCGAUGGUCACCUCGACAUGAUCAGCAGAUUUCUAAAAAGCCUCACUCAAUUUCGAGAUGCUUCAAAGACUAGAGUCAAGGUAUGCUUCUCAAGUCGGCCUUGGGAGACCUUCAAACGUCACUUCUUGGAGUGUCCCAAUCUCUGUAUGCAAGACCACACAGGCCAUGACAUUGAAACCUACAGCGUUGGAACAUUGUUACCAUACCGUAUCAGCUAUCCUGGUAUUCUAGAACUCACUCCUAUCAUUCUUGGAAGGGCCAACGGAGUAUUUCUGUGGGUCAAGCUCGCCAUCAAUGAGCUUGUUGAUAUUCUGCCCCGGAGCACGGGACCUCUGUUGAGAGAAAAGCUGGAGAAGAGGAUAUACGAACUGCCGGAAGAUCUUGAUGGCUUUUAUCAGCUGAUAAUCGAACGUAUCAGUAGUUUUUAUCGACAGAGUACCUAUGUACUUCUUGAACUGGUUGUUCGCCAUAAAGACGAUGAUAAACCUCUUACCCUUCUUUAUGUCUGGGAGGCUGUGCGGAUAGCUCUAUGUAGCAGCUAUCAGAAAGCAGCUAGCACUCUAAAAAACAAAGAACACGAACAUUCAAUGGGGGAGGGAUCGGAAAAUCAAAGGCAAAAGACUGACAUCGCCAUCUGGAGCGGCGGGUUAGUCGAGACACAACAAGGGUUCGUUCAAGUGAUGCACCAAACCGUUUUGGAAUUUGUCAUGCGAGACUCGUUCAAGGAGAUGGUGCUGGGAAAUCUUGCGAACCUUGUAGCUGAGAACGGGCAUUCUUAUCAUUUCAAGUACAAGUGCAUGCUAGGGGUUCACGACUCCAAACCAGAGGAUGGCGGGAUAGUAGCCUACCAUGCUGAGCAAGCUGAGCUCACGACGGGCAUCAGCCAGUUGGACUUUAUCAUCUCCCUUCCCGUUCUGAUCGUCAUUCGUCUUCUAGGUAUGGACGUCUUCAACAACUUAGAGACUGGUCUUUUGUCAUUAGUGGCUCGUUAUGGACUGAGCCUAUGCCUCCGAGACUGGACCAAACGGCACCCUCGCCAGCUGGACCGUCUCUUCCAGUUUGAACACUCCUUGUUAUUGAUCAGCAGCCUCUUAUAUCGCCCAUAUAAUUUGCCACAAUUUCUUUCAGAGCCAGACAAGUCUAGAUAUUACAUGAGGCGAGUAUCUAUGGCUCGAGGGCUUUUGACUAGUGGAUAUGGCGUUGACCACGAGCCCGGACUUUUCAACACGAUGGUUCUAGACAUCUGUGCCAUCGAGGGGGGUGAAGGCACAGAAGCUGACAUACCGUUACAACAACUCUACGAGGCAAUCGAGCUAUUUCUAGAACAUGGGCAGGAUCCAAAUCCCGAGAUACGGGGAUAUGGGCCUGCGCUGCAUUUGGGGCCUCCAAAACUGGCAAACAGGCUGCUAGAGUAUGGUGCAGACCCAAACUCCCUCAAUUUAGAAGACCGCACUCCAUUGGAUUAUGCAUUGGACUUUCAGCAUAUAAGACCUAUGGGCCCACAGCAGACUAUCCAAUCGAGAUAUUCAAAAUGUAUGCUUCUAAUCGACGCCGGCGGGCUGCCAUCAAAGACAAACUAUAAUUCAUGGAUCAAUGCCUUGGAUCUUUUUGAAAGAGAUGGUCAUGAUAUAACCGCACUUCGUGAGAGCGAGGCGGCUAGAAAAAUGGAUAAGCUAAAUCAGGGCACUUUGGCUAGCCUUUUGGGUUGGUUUGCUCGGUCAUCAAAGGCGACAUAA
Clonostachys solani is the source of this 3594-nucleotide messenger RNA. Lineage: Eukaryota; Fungi; Ascomycota; Sordariomycetes; Hypocreales; Bionectriaceae. The record is from the annotation of a GenBank genome assembly.